Molecule: messenger RNA, 312 nt
Organism: Alternaria metachromatica
Lineage: Eukaryota; Fungi; Ascomycota; Dothideomycetes; Pleosporales; Pleosporaceae
Exons: 2
Coding region: 1-312 (103 amino acids)
Source: RefSeq, a predicted model, not a curated record
AUGGUAACCGCGGGUCUCCAAUACGAGAAGUCUUCUCGCGCAACCAACAUGCUCUACAUGCAGAUGUUCUUCGCGCUUGGUUUCGACAAGCUGAUCUGGGGUACAACGCCGAGUGCCUUAUCCAUUGUUGGGUCGUCGCUCAUCCUGGGUUCGGCCAUAUACGUUGCAAUGAACAAGGAACAGCCGAAGAAGACAGCUGAGCCAAUGGGUAGAGGAGACAGCGAGGAAGAAAGGGGGUUGAUGUCGCCAGCUUAUGACGUCGAGCGAAGGGAUGAUGAUGACGCCGAUAUACAGAUGCGACCACUGAGAUGA